Molecule: messenger RNA, 1284 nt
Organism: Lynx canadensis (Canada lynx)
Lineage: Eukaryota; Metazoa; Chordata; Mammalia; Carnivora; Felidae
Product: solute carrier organic anion transporter family member 6A1-like
Exons: 8
Coding region: 1-1119 (372 amino acids)
Biological process (GO): sodium-independent organic anion transport; transmembrane transport
Cellular component (GO): membrane
Molecular function (GO): protein binding
Source: RefSeq, a predicted model, not a curated record
AUGCACAACUCACAACCAGCAACCCUCAUCAUACAACUUGGAGACCAUAAAGAUUUCCGAGACCUAAAAAGAGGCCAGAAGCCUGAUAACUGUUGGGUUCUGAUGAAGGAUCCAGGAUUUAUAUGCCUAGCUCUGACCAAAGCUUCAGAAUCUUUAGUUCUUAUUGGAGCUUCUGAAUUUUUGCCUAUAUAUAUAGAAAAUCAGUUUGUAUUAACACACACCACAGCAACUAAAAUCGCAGGCUUUGUUUUGCUUCCAGGAGGUGCACUUGGCCAGCUUCUGGGAGGUAUCAUUGUUUCCAAGUUACACAUGUCUUGUAAAGCCCUUAUGAGAUUUACAAUCGUUACAUCUGUUAUAUCACUUGUAUUCUUUGGGUUUGUGAUUUUUGUACGCUGUGAUACAAUACCAUUUGCUGGGAUCAAUGAAGAUUAUGACGGAACAGGACAGUUGGGAAACCUGACAGCUCCUUGCAAUUCUCAUUGUAGAUGCUCAUCUUCACUAUAUUCUGCUAUAUGUGGAAGAGAUCAUAUUGGAUAUUUUUCUCCUUGCUUUGCAGGCUGUAUACAAUCUAAAAUAAUACAAGAUGACAAGACAUACUACAAUUGUUCUUGCAUUCAAGAAGGAUUAACAACUGCAGAUGACCAAGGUGAUUUUAUUGACGCUAGACCUGGGACAUGUGAUGCAAAGUGCUAUAAAUUACCUUUGUUCAUUGCUUUUAUCUUUUCUACGAUUUUAUUUUCUGUUUUUUCUGGUAUACCAAACACCCUGACCAUCCUUCGGAUUGUAUCUGACAAUCAACGUUCUUUGGCCUUGGGUUUGGCCUUUGUGUUUUUGAGAAUAUUUGGGACUAUACCUGGACCAAUAGUUUUUAAAAUGACAGCAGAUAUUUCUUGUAUCUUUCGGGAGACUGAAUACUGUGGGAAAAAAGGAAAUUGUUGGAUCUAUAACAAGAUGAAAAUGGCCUACCUAUUGGUAGGAAUAUGUUGUAUUUGCAAAGUAGUCACUAUCUUCUUCACUGCUAUUGCACUUUGCCUAUGUAAAUAUUUACCAAAGGAUAACAGUGAAAUCCUGCAUAUGCCCGUGAAGAAUCCAACAUUAAAAAAAAAAAGAAAAAACUAAUUUAUAACUGGAUCAUUAAUGUGGAAGAAUUAUACACUGUCAGUCCAUCAAUGGAAUGUUAUACUAAUAAAAUUUGAAAUAAUUAUAAUAUAGUUACAUGUUUAAUAAAUGAAUGUGACUCAUAUGAUCCCGUAAGUUUAUUAUAGUUUGAGUACAAAUAUAAUA